This is a messenger RNA of Globicephala melas (long-finned pilot whale), 965 nucleotides long. It is a transcript of the gene TOMT, whose product is annotated as transmembrane O-methyltransferase. The record is from RefSeq and is a predicted model, not a curated record. Gene Ontology annotation, biological process: dopamine metabolic process; developmental process; catecholamine catabolic process. Lineage: Eukaryota; Metazoa; Chordata; Mammalia; Artiodactyla; Delphinidae. Gene Ontology annotation, molecular function: catechol O-methyltransferase activity.
UCAAGCUUGUACCUGGGGUUGGUAACUUGAACUGCAGGUCUCAGGUGACAGCAGCAGCCUCAGCAUCAAUAAUUGACAGCAAGUCCAGCCUGCCUCAGGGUUCUUCCCCACCCCAAGGACUCCCCCUCCUGUCCUAUGCUCUGAUCUUCCCCAAGCAGGAGCCUCCAGCCCAGGCCCAGGUAGGGACCAUGUCCCCCGCCAUCGCGCUGGCCUUCCUGCCACUGGUGGUGACAUUGCUGGUGAGGUACCGGCACUACUUCCGACUACUGGUACGCAUGGUCUUACUCCGGAGCCUCCGAGACUGCCUGUCAGGGAUGCGGAUUGAGGAGCGGGCCUUCAGCUAUGUGCUCACCCACGCCCUGCCUGGGGACCCUGGUCAUAUCCUCACCACCCUGGACCACUGGAGCAGCCACUGCGAGUACCUGAGCCACAUGGGGCCUGUCAAAGGUCAGAUCGUGAUGCGGCUGGUGGAGGAGAAGGCCCCUGCUUGUGCACUGGAGCUGGGCACCUACUGCGGGUACUCCACACUGCUUAUUGCCCGUGCCCUGCCCCCUGGGGGUCGCCUUCUCACUGUGGAGCGGGAUCCACGCACAGCAGCAGUGGCUGAAAAACUCAUCCGCCUGGCUGGCUUCGACGAGCGCACGGUGGAGCUCAUCGUGGGUAGAUCAGAGGAGGUGAUCCCGCGCCUAAGAACCCAGUACCAUAUGAAUCGGAUUGACCUGGUGCUCCUGGCACACAGGCCCCGACGUUAUUUGAGGGACCUGCAACUGCUGGAGGCCCAUGCCCUGCUGCCAGCUGGUGCCACAGUGUUAGCUGACCACGUGCUCUUCCCUGGUGCACCUCGCUUCCUGCAGUACGCCAAGAGCUGUGGCCGCUACCGCUGCCGCCUCCACCACACUGGCCUCCCUGACUUCCCUGCCAUCAAGGACGGCAUAGCCCAGCUCACCUACUCAGGGCCUGGCUGA